GCUUUAAGAGUAUGAUUGAUUUAUGGUAAUCUGUAAGAUAGUGAAAACAUUUCCUGAAUUGAUUGAAUGUUUGGAGUACACUUGGCUUUGAGCCACGACUCACAGGAAAUUAAGUGAAACAAAGAAACUUAAAAUCAUGGAGCAAGAUUUGAUCAAAGGGUUUGCUGACCUAGCUGAGAAGAAACUUCACCAAGUACCUGAGAUAACGCUCCUCAACCUUGUGUCAUGGGGAGCGUCCGCAGCCAUGAUCUUUGGUGGAAUUGUUCCUUUCAUCCCACAAUACUUGGACAUCAGUCGUUCAGAGAACACAGAGGGAUUCUCAACGCAUGUCUGCCUUGUUCUACUUAUUGCUAACACACUCAGGAUCUUGUUCUGGUUUGGUCAUCCUUUUGAGCUUCCACUGCUAGCCCAGAGUGUUAUCAUGAUCUUUACUAUGAUGGUUGUAUUACAACUAUGCACCAGAAUAAAGGCUCUCCAGGAUCUAUCCUCAGUCAAGAGAUAUGUCACAGAUGUAGAUUCUAAAGCGUGUUCAGACCCCCAUCCUAUGAUCCAUGGGGAAGGGAGGGUGCGUCAUGCCAGCGUGGGAACACACCCUACAAGCAGGGAUGAUGAUAGACAGGUGGUUCGUCAGGUUGAAAGCAGAACAAUAUUCGAUCUUGACUGGCGUUAUUUCUGGAAGUGGACUCGUUUUAUUGACUAUGUGGUGUUUAUGGUGAUGUUCUGUGUAGCUGGAGGUAUCCUGACAUACUUCCUGUCUUCCUUCAGCGCGUAUGUAGAGACGUUAGGUUUCCUGGCUGUGUUCACUGAAGCCAUGUUGGGAUCACCGCAGUUCUAUCACAACUUUAGGAACAAGUCUACACAGGGAAUGAGUGUUAAGAUGGUGAUGUGCUGGUUAUCUGGUGAUCUAUUCAAGACGGGUUACUUCUUUGUGAACGAUGCUCCCACCCAGUUCUGGAUAUGUGGUAUACUACAAGUCUCUAUAGAUAUAGCUAUCUUAACACAAGUUGUUUUCUAUGGAGCUAGACCGCCUAUCAAGCUAGCCAAGGUCGCUGCACCAGCAGACCAUAUAUCAUGAUCAACCAUCUCUCCCUCUAUAGUCAUCAUUACAUUGUAUGUUAUUGUCAAAUUGCUCUAAAGAACUGUUUUUAUUUAGAGAUUACUUGGGUUACACAAAUUGAAGAGUUGCUGUGUAUUCUUUGAGAUUAAGAAGAGACUAACACAAUUUGAGCAAAGCAGAGCAAUUAUAUGUUAUCAAACUUUAAUUUCUUUAAGGAAAAAGAACACACCCAUUGUUGUCCUGCUUGAUCAUAGAAUAAGGAUUUUUCAACUUUAGUUGAUAAUCUUCUUGAUUCCUGUCAAGAUCUGGAACACCAUUGCCUAGUUAGUGGUUGGAUGACUUGUGUCAUCCAAACUCUGGAUAAUGCUUCUUGAAUUAUUUCAAUGACUGCUUGUGUGUAUGUAGGUUUGAAUCAAUCAGUUUGCAUGAAGGCAUUGCUAUUAUGCCUGAUGCCAUGCAUCUACAUAUUCAUGUACAUCAAAUUCCAUUUAAAUUCUAGUGUGAGUAGAUAUAUCUGCAGGGUCAGUUGCUAUGUCAGGAAAAGCUUACUUUUACUCUAUGCAUAUUAAAUGCUGCUGUUUUUAUCAAUAUUUAUUUUGGUAUUGUGUACUUAAUGUAUAUAUGAUCAACGAAUCACUAUUAUGAUGUAUUAUUGGGACAGCAUUCAUGUAGGACUGACUUACUUGGUUUGAUCCUGGCUAAUAUUUCUUUAACCACCUUGCAAUAUCCCACUAAGUAGCUUGGAUUUUGAGAUAAUUUGUUUAUGUUUUUAAUCUCAGUGCCUCGAUAUCUUCUGUGAAAAGUAAUACUUAUGAUGUGCUGUAAGUAAUGUCUUGUCAUAUCCUCUCAACUAUAUAUCUGAUUAUGUGUACACUGGUUUGAGAACAAUGCAGCUUUAUACAAGUUUUCAUGGCUCAUCUUAGCCCUUAAGGUUUAUUUAUCAGUACUGUUUCAUAUAUGGUUCUGUAGUAUUUUGAUACAAGAUUUUUGAAGCAGAAAUGAGGCAUUGAGAUGUUAAAAACACAUUAAAGCUUUUAAAACAUCAUUACGAUGCGUUAAACUGCAGUGGUUUAAAAAAUAAUGACUUUAAUAUUCUGUGCUCCUCAUUCCUACAUAGUUCAGUGAAUACACAUAGGACCUUAGUUGCACACAGUUGCCAUUCAUUUACACAUUGUAAAAAAUAAAAUAAAUAAAAAUACAAAAAAGUUGUUUUCCCGCUUUGUAUCUGAAUGAGCCUUAAAGCUGUAUUCCAGGCUAGGUUGUAGACCAGGUAUUGCAAGACAAAGCCAGAAUCUCACUUUUUUAAAGACGGGCCUAAGAAGUGGCCUCGGUGAUCACGACAAAAUAUUGCCGUCAAUGAAAUCAAAAGGUUAGAAUUCAGCAGUUAAACAAUGAAAAGUUGGUGCUUACUGCAAAAGAAUAAUUGUGCAAUGUCUGUCUACAAUGGCAGAUGGCAUUUAUAUCAAGAAUUCAAAUAUCAUUUGACUUUAAAGCUGUAAGACCUACAUGUACUCUGCGAGCUUGCAUUAAAUACACAUCAUGUGAUGUCUUCACACAUUUUAUGUGAUUUAUGAAGAAGAUAUGAAUUUGAAAGUGUUCUUUACAUUUCUAAUGGUGGAUUACUUAAUGACAGUAUUCAUGUGUUUUGAUGUGCAGUUAAAAAGAUAUUUGAUUUCUAUAAGUGAUUUUUUUUUAAAAGUGUGCUUGGAGAAUACAUUUUUUAGUAUUUAAAAAAAAAUGAAACAAAAGUUUAUGAUUGUUUCUAACCGUCCAGGUGGCAAAUAAAUAAUGUUAAAUAUUAUAGACAAAUUAACUAGAGUUACUAUGAAACGUUGCAAGCCAACACAUAGUGAGUCCAGUUGACUUGUCUAUGUUUAACGUUGGGUAAUGAGCCAAACUUUUGGAAAGUGGUAAACUGAGCUUUAUAUCUUUGAAAUGAUAUAGAAAUAUUUUGGUUGUCACCUCAUAAGUUGUGUCCUAUUCUGUUCCAUUAUAUUACCUACUCUCUGGAUAACUAAAUAACUUAUACUCUUCUCAACAACUUCUGUUGCAUUGCAGUGUUUGAAAAGGUAAUCUUAGAUAGAAGUAUAUGAUUUGCACCAACCAUAGAUACACCAUCUGUCUCUAAUUGUGAAUCUGUUUUUAAAUAUUAUUUUUUUUGGUCCUCAAAAUCAAACUUGUAGAAAUUUAAGGGAAAAUAUUAUGAAGAUUUUCUCAUCUUCAUGACAUGUGUAUUCAUCCCAACCUUCUAUUUAAGCAGCUUUUAUACAUAUAUUUUUUAAUUGUUGCAACAACAAUUUUUGCUCGAUAUACAGUGAACUUUAAGCAUUCGAUAUUGAACUUAAUGAUUUUGAACAUUGCAUAAUAACGUUCGAUUAAGAUAGAGGAUGCUGUUUAAAUCCUCUUUCAAAUCUCAACUGAAAACAUUGUAUUACUUACAUACAAAAUGCAGCAUAUUUAUAGAAUAAGUAAAGUAAUAAAAAUGAAACAAAUACAGUA
Molecule: messenger RNA, 3556 nt
Organism: Strongylocentrotus purpuratus (purple sea urchin)
Lineage: Eukaryota; Metazoa; Echinodermata; Echinoidea; Camarodonta; Strongylocentrotidae
Product: solute carrier family 66 member 2-like
Exons: 5
Coding region: 137-1075 (312 amino acids)
Biological process (GO): phospholipid translocation; retrograde transport, endosome to Golgi
Cellular component (GO): endosome; trans-Golgi network
Source: RefSeq, a predicted model, not a curated record